AUGCCUUCCCACAUCGAAUGUCUCCCAAAUGAGCUGUUCGAGCCCAUAUUACUCGACCUGAACUUGCUCGACGUCGCACGGCUCAACCAAUCCAGCAAACCUCUCAACAAGUCCUUGGAUGCCUACCUGCUCAGGCUCCCAACAGCCACAAGCAGGCUGAUGAGAUGGGGAUGCCAGAAUGGGGAGAGAUGGGCCAUCGAAAAGGCUCUCGCUCACGGUGCCGACAUUACUCUCGUCGAAGUUGGUCCUAUCGUAUCGUCUACCAUCUGCCUCGCUGCGCGACGACAUCAGUACGAUACCAUCGAGUUUCUCUUGAAAUCGGGUGCGCGACUCAACCCUAGCGGCGUUGAUCAUCGACAAGAGAGGGCCUUAAAAAAGCGUCUGUUUGAGCCUAGAAACCCGGAGCUGCUACGACUUUUGUUAGAACUUAGGGCCGGGGAUCAAAUACUCAACCUCCAAGAGGGCCUUGACGAUGCACUUCUCAGCUUACCUGGAAAAACCGACGACCCCCAGUCACCGUUUUCUAUGGCUGUUCUAUCUGGAUCUCUUCCUCUGGCACAAUUACUCCUCCCUCCAGGCGCGAACUUGGGUGUUCCCAAUGACACUUUGCUAUUCGAACUGCCUCGGUAUGCAUACGCGGAUUUGCAUCCAUGGCAUUCUGUACCUAUCCUGGCUGCCGCGCGCUCAAUGGCAACAACUGGAAAGACAGACAUGAUGGAAGCACUUCUCGACAUGGGUGGAAACAUCAACCUCAGCGUCAAAUGCCACCUGUCGGCUUUUGGACUUCCCAAACAUGAUCCGCAUCCAGUAAACCCGCUCCUCACAUAUGUGCUGUCACUGGACCCGAACCAGGAUCCGAGAUCUAUGAAAGUGACUCCUACUGAAGGGAUCAAGUAUUUUCUCGAAAAAGGCGCCAAGCUCGACAAGCCAAUACCAGAGACAGACGACCAUGACUCUCCAAUUCUUCCACUAAUCAGCCUGCUGUGGGAGAAGCACAAAGGCCUCAAAUGUCUCCUCAACGACGAGAUGUUUGCCGUUUUCAAGGUCCUCAUUGAGAACGGCGGGGCUAAGCAUGCUGUUUCUACCUUUAUUGUGCCGGUUAUUCCCGGCUACUAUAGAGGGCCUUAUCGCCGUCGAAUGUACGGGAGGCGUCGAACCGGAAACGGCAAAGACCCCCUUACUGACGACGAGUACCACGUGUUGAUGGAACGAUGGGGUACUCUGCUCGACUUGAUCCUCAGAGAUGAAAAUUUUGAGAUAGGCCUACUAGUGGAGAUCAACGACCUCUUCUUUGACUUUAUCAAAGGUGUAUUCUCGACGACACUGCACCUCACGAUAGACGUGACAGAGGAAUCUCCCACCAACGACGUGUAUGAGUUCACCGAUGAGAGCCAUCCAACAACCAUACAAAAACUCAUCGAAAAAGGGGCAAGGCUGGACAGGAAAACUGUAAUGGGCCCAUCUUACGCCGAGGCCCUCAAAGACGGCGGCUCUACCCUCCUCAAGGACAUUUUCGAAGAAGCCGAUAUAAGUCGCGACAGCUACUACCUACCAUCGUGGCGCCCUUGGGCGCGUCUUGACAACAACCUCCAAGCGGCGAGGCAGCGGUCAUUCAUCGCCAUGCUAGUAGCGAUGGGGGCGAGGCCGCUUCUCAACAUGCCCGAGCCUGAGAAGUAUUCGCCUCCUGCGUAUGAAAAGCUGCGGGCUGCGUUUAAGGGAGAGAUUGCUGAGGGGGAGAAGUUGCUUUGGAAUCCGAGAUGUGGGUUUUCAUGGGAUGGGUCUUGGGAGGAGAAGGACACGGAUAUGAAUGAUGGAUGA
Messenger RNA from Fusarium vanettenii 77-13-4, 1818 nucleotides. RefSeq lists its product as uncharacterized. NCBI's taxonomy places the organism in Eukaryota, Fungi, Ascomycota, Sordariomycetes, Hypocreales, Nectriaceae. Gene Ontology annotation, molecular function: protein binding. Bases 1 to 1818 code for a protein of 605 amino acids. The record is from RefSeq and is a predicted model, not a curated record. The transcript is spliced from 2 exons.